Molecule: messenger RNA, 2002 nt
Organism: Mytilus californianus (California mussel)
Lineage: Eukaryota; Metazoa; Mollusca; Bivalvia; Mytilida; Mytilidae
Exons: 5
Coding region: 66-722 (218 amino acids)
Molecular function (GO): nucleic acid binding; protein binding; zinc ion binding
Source: RefSeq, a predicted model, not a curated record
UCCCGCGUAUCGAUUUAUUGAAAAACGAAACUGAAACCAAGCAAGGUAAAACAAAAGAGGAACAGAUGUCUGUAAUGCCACCAAAAUUAUAUCAUGGAUGUGGAAGAGGUGUGUUUGGUCUCAAACAGUGGGACAAACCACUACGUAGACCAAGAGUUUUGAUUCCAGAAAACAAUCAAGGAGAAACUAUAAAAAGUCCUGAUGCAUUAAAAAGUCCUGAGAUUAAAUGUGGAGACUGGGCUAAUUAUGCUGACAAGACAGAUGAAGUAAAUUUAAUUCCAAAUCAGAAUUUAGUAGUGAAAUACAGUUAUAAAGCUAAUGCAGACAGUCCAUUAGGAGAACCAGAGCUUACUAUAACACAGAAAGAUACGGCUGUGUUUAUAUCAUAUCAUCAAUAUAAUAAUCUAUGGUCCAAAAUCAGAAGUUCUGAUGGACGAGUAGGAUAUGUACCAACAUCAUAUGUCAUGGCAGUAGAGGAAGAAGUUACAUCGUUACCAUGGUUAAAGAAACCUGAGCCUGUCAAACAAGAGGAAGUGCAAUUUAAACCCUACAAGUCAGCCUAUGCUAAGAACGGCCCUGCUGAAACUGACGCUGAAAAGGAAGAUAAUCUGAAAAAAUAUUACUGUGAUAUUUGUCAAAAACAGCUAAAUGGACCUCAGCCUUUCAUAGCCCACAUGAAUAGUAAAGCUCACAAAGAAGAGGUAGAAGCCCAACAGGAAUAGAAAAUUUCAGGCAAGGUUGUUUUUUUAGUAUAUGAACAUUUCCUCCAGGAUAGGAGUUUGUUAAGACUUUUGGCAGGGAUGUCUUACAAGAUAUUAUGAUCUUCGAGAACAAUUAAUUUUAGCUUUUCUUAAUUUUUGCAAUUUUAAAAGUUCAUUUUGUACAUGUAUAAGUUGGUUUUUGCUGUAUGUAUGAAAAUGUGUUUUUUUUCCCCAUAUAUAAUCCUGUAGAUAUUGCUAACAAAUAUUAUGACAGAGUGGUUUAUUUGUUACAUAUGUAUUCUUUUGAUAUAUUGACUUCUCAAAAAAAGAACAAAAUCAUGCCUUAAUUUUUUUUAUUCAAAUAAUUCCAUUCACUAUAAAUUUCAUUAAAAUAAGAACAAGAACCAGACAAAAAACUACAGACUUUUUUGAACCACUAUCAUUAUGCCUCUUGCACUAUAUUUGAAAAUGAUCAAACAGAAUAUAAAAGGCAACAAACAAUUAGAAAUUACGAAUGUUAAAUAAAUUACAUUACACAUAAAUUGAAGCUUAAAAAAUAAAAUGUGUACAUCUAUUUUCACUGUUACAAAGCUGUGGGAAUUUUCAUUAGUGCUAUAUUAUAUCUGAUUUACUUCUACAAUUUGUGAAUAUGAUCAAACAAUGCUCUGGAUUAGACCCAUGAGAUUAACCAUCAUUAUGCUGAAAGCUGGAAUGCGAUUGGCAAGUAUUGGCUUCGACAAUUUGACAAUAAGUAUUAUGAUCAAUAUUUUUUAUGUAAAUGUUCAAAUAUUAAUGGACUAAAUCUUAAAAAUAUUCCUUUAUUUUAUCAGAAAAUGGUCUAUACAUGGUCUAAUUUUCUAAAAAUUGGAGAUAAUCCCAAAACAAAGCACGAGGUACUUAAUAUGAGACUAUUUGGUAAUUCAAAAAUUUUAUUCCAAAAUAAGCCAUUGUUUUUUUCUUCCUUUCUAAAAAGUAACAUGAAAUAUAUCAAAGACAUAUGGAAUGAAGAAACCAACGAAUUUUACAGUUGUUGUUCUAUAUUUGAAAAACUUGUGGAUAAAAGAAACUGUAUAUCGGAAUUUUCAAGAGUUAAAAGUUCAAUACCAAUCGACUUCUUACAAAUUUUAGAAAUUAAUAAUGAAAUUAAUGUAAAAACAAACAUAGAAUUGAAACUUUCUGAUGAAAUGUUCAUAUUAGAUAGAAAUGACAAAAAAAUCAAACCUAAAGAAUUGAAACUCAAAUAUAUUCGAGACACGAUUAAUCAGAAAAUAUAUCCAAAAUGUCAAAACAAAUGGCAAGAA